Messenger RNA from Drosophila bipectinata, 3469 nucleotides. It is a transcript of the gene cdm, whose product is annotated as importin-13-like protein cdm. Lineage: Eukaryota; Metazoa; Arthropoda; Insecta; Diptera; Drosophilidae. The record is from RefSeq and is a predicted model, not a curated record. Gene Ontology annotation, biological process: protein import into nucleus. Gene Ontology annotation, molecular function: small GTPase binding. Gene Ontology annotation, cellular component: cytoplasm.
AAUUAAACAUUUGACAAAGUAUCCGCAAGAUGAUAUCCGCUACUUGAAACUCCUACAAAAACUACAAAAAUAUCGGUUAAGCGAUAGGUAAUACGUCGCGAUGCUCGGCAACCCGCUAUCUCGUAAGCGCACACUGUAGCAUAUAGAAGCAGGAGCCAGGCGAAGAAAAAUCUACCACCACCGUCAGCGGAUUAAUGGAAGGAAGCUUCCAAGCGGCAGCAGCCAAUGCGAGGAGCAUGGAACCCAUAGACAUAGCCCGUCUCGAGGAGGCUGUCAUCGCUUUCUAUCGGAUCAAUGCCCAAGACCAGGCGGUCACCCACGGAUGGCUUACGGAGGCGGAGGCCAGUCCCCAGGCCUGGCAAUUUUCCUGGCAGUUUAUGCAGCUGGGCAAGAGUCAGGAAGUGCAAUUCUUCGGCGCAAUUACGCUGCACUCCAAGCUGAUGAAGCACUGGCAUGAAGUGCCUCCAGAGAACCGCGAGGAGCUGAAGCAGAAGAUCCUUGAGACGAUCGUCCAGUUUGCAGGAGGUCCCAAGAUCGUACUCAACAGGUUGUGCAUCGCUUUGGGCGCCUACAUUGUCCACAUGCUAGACGAGUGGCCCAGGGCCAUUGAGGAGGUGAUCGAGACUUUCCAGAAUCAGCGAAUGCCCAACGUCACGCCGGACAUUCAGCUAUGGAUCAUGCUCGAGGUGCUGCAGGCCAUUCCAGAGGAGGCCCAGGUCAUCCAUACCUCCGUCAAGCGCGUCACUUUGCGCGCCGAGCUAGGCAAGCGAGUUCCAUUGAUACUUCAGACGAACGAGUCGUAUCUUAAGCAGCAAAUGAACCGGGUUUGGGAUGCAGAAACCUAUAGCAACAUGAUCAGAGCCGUCAAGUGCGUAGGCACUUGGAUUAAAAACAUUGGCUACUCGAUUGAGGGCUGUGUGACCAUCACAGCGGUGCUCCUGGAGGUUGUAAACAAAUGCUAUUGGCCCUGCAUCCGAGCCGGUGACGGUUGCAUGUCUGCUGAUGAGAACGAACUCGCUGAGGCUUGCCUGAAGACGAUGGUGACCAUCAUUAUCCAACCGGAUUGUCACAAUUUCCCAAAGACGUCGUUCAUACUAAUCAAGAUGUUCCUCGAUUCCCUGAGCGAAAUCACCAAGAUGGAAUGGAAGAGGGAUAACGACAACGAGGACAUUAUUGUGCACAUUUACAUGCUCUUCGUCUCGGCCGUAGAACGUCACUCCAGCCUGCUUCUUAGUGGAAUCACAUCGUCAGAUCCGGAGCUCACAGUGCUAGUCAACCGCGUCGUCCAGGAGAUCCUCCACUGCACCGACAAGCCCGGCAUUUACCCGGUCGAAGAGUCCUGCAGCACAAUGGCCCUGGCCUUUUGGUAUAUGCUUCAGGACGAGGUCUUCGCCAUACAGAACGAGGAGCAGAAGAUCAAGUGCUGGGAGUAUAUCAAGCCUCUGUACGCUCAUCUCACAAGUAUUUUGGUGCGCAAAUCGGAGCAGCCAGAUGAAAGGUCGUUGGACAAGUGGAACUCCGACGACUUGGAGUGUUUUAGGUGCUACAGGCAGGAUAUAUCCGAUACCUUUAUGUAUUGCUAUGAUGUGCUGCACGAUUACAUUCUGGAAAUCCUGGCAGCCAUGCUGGACGAGGCUUUGGCUGAAUUGCAACGGCACCCGAGUCACUGGACAAAGCUGGAGGCCUGCAUCUAUUCGUUCCAAUCCGUGGCCGAGCACUUUGGUGGCGAGGAAUCGCGACAAAUACCCAGGCUAAUGCGCGUUCUGGCCGAGAUCCCAUACGAAAAGAUGAAUGUCAAGCUGUUGGGAACCGCUCUCGAAACGGUCGGAUCGUACUGCAACUGGUUAAUGGAGAACCCGUCCUUUAUUCCGCCAGCUAUUAACCUACUGGUGCGCGGCUUAAACUCCUCAAUGUCCGCCCAGGCCACGCUGGGCCUCAAGGAACUGUGCCGGGAUUGCCAGCUGCAGUUGAAACCAUAUGCUGAGCCGCUCCUCAAUGCUUGCCAUGCUUCGCUCAUUACAGGACGCAUGAAGAACUCGGACUCGGUCAGAUUAAUGUUCAGCAUUGGGAAGCUGAUGAGCCUGCUACCACCGGAUCAAAUACCCAAGUAUUUGGACAUCAUCGUUAGUCCGUGCUUUGAGGAACUUCAGGUCAUCUGUGAAGCAAAUACAAAAACUCCCGCGGCCAGGAUUCGCACUAUCUUUCGGCUCAAUAUGAUCUCCACGUUGUUCUCGUCGUUAAACACGGAUUUGGAUGAGGAGUCUAAGGAGCAUGCAACUGUGCAGCCAGUUCUUCUUGUGAUGCAGCGAACCAUGCCCAUUUUUAGGCGAAUAGCCGAGAUUUGGGUAGAGGAGAUAGAUGUUCUUGAGGCCGCUUGUAGUGCCAUGAAGCACGCAAUAAUGAAUCUAAGAGGCAGCUUUCAACCUAUGCUGGAAGAUCUAUGCCUCUUUAUUGUGGCAAGCUUCCAGACACGAUGCUGUGCUCCAACGAUGGAGAUAUCCAAAACGGCCAUCGUUAUGUUUUACAAGGACGAGAGCUGCAAGCCGCUAAUGCAACAACUCCUUAGGGAGUUCAUCCAGCACAGCUUCAAGGUUUUUGAGAACGUUCCACAGCAGAAUUUCUCCAACAUUUCGGACACCAUGGAGACCUUCUAUGGGUGUGCGUCGCAAAUUGUAAAGAAGAUACCGCAAACUUUGGAAGACAAAACUAUCGCCUAUGAUCGUCUGGUCUACUACGCUCAACGGUGCAUGACUUUGCCGGAGAGUGGAGCCAUUCGCACCAGCAUCCAAUUUAUGACCCACUUUAUAAUGCAUUCGCGCAACCAUCCGCACGUCACCGAGGUCAUCCUGGCCACCGGUGAACAGACCCUCUACACGGUGAUGACCUGCGUGGGAUACUUGACGCCGCGGUCUCAAGUGGACAAGUUUGCAGAUGUCUUCUUGGCCAUGAACAAGAAAUACCCGGCUGAAAUGGCAGUCUGGCUAAAGACAGUGAUGGCAACUCCUAAUUUCCCCACAGAACUUAUCAGCGAUGCGGAAAAGACACGCUACACAUCAUUAAUAAUCAAGGAAAAAGUAAACAAACGGUUGCUGCAACAACACCUUUCGGAGAUGGCCAUCAAGACGCGAGGACUCACCGAGAAGUUCCAGUAAAUUAUUCAAACAAAAAGAUAAGCGGCCAAAUCCAGUCUCUAUCCACCAGGAUCCUGAUAUAGUUUCUGUCCCUGUAAUUAAUUUGUAUUUAGGCUCUGUAAAUGUUCAUCGAUUCUAGGUUCUCUGCCAGCAGGCAUAAGUUUAAAGUUUCCUUUAUGUGCAUUUGGCAAAAGUCCGGCUAUUCUCGACAUGAUAAACUUUUAUUUAUAAUUUUACAAAAUUACAUGCUCCAUUUACAAUUUGCACAUAUAUUUCUUUAAGGGUGUAUAACUCAUUUAUUUAUUGUAUUCACGUUUAUUAAUACAUAUAUAUAUAUA